Messenger RNA from Symbiodinium natans, 1494 nucleotides. The record is from the annotation of a GenBank genome assembly. Lineage: Eukaryota; Dinophyceae; Suessiales; Symbiodiniaceae.
AUGAAGUCGCUUGGCGGGGAUGCCCUGAACACCGAACCACCCUUCUGGAGUGCGCGCCCUGCGCAGAAGGAGGCCCUGAAGCCGGUCCCGGGCAUCUCGGCACCUGCUCCGCCUGUCAACGGCGCCGAGCACCGCCCUGGCAUCAUGGCCAAAGCUGGCUACAGCUCGCUCUCGAUGAAGGGCUCCAUCUGGCGAAAGGUCUUGAUCCAGUCCAUGUUGCGAGAGGACUCGGAUGUGCAGGAUGACUUCUACCGUGAGCAUGGCUGCCGCUGCGAGUCCUGGACACAGCUGCGCUACAGCUGCUACCGCUUGGUCUCCCGGAAGUGGUUUGAGUACCUCAUGGGCUUGAUCAUCGUCGCGAACGCCCUCGCUGUUGGCUAUGAGAUCCAGUUAUCUCUUAGCCACAUCGCUGAUUGGAUGUUCUGGAUCGACUUUACAUUUGUCAUGAUCUACCUCGUUGAGCUUACGAUUCGCUUUCUUGCGUGGGGGAAAAAGUGCUUCCUUGACCCGUGGUGCAUACUGGACAUGGUCCUGGUCGCCCUGGGAGUCCUCAGCCUGUUCACAAACAGUGUGGGGGUGCAAGUGCAGGAGCUGGAGUCAUUGCUGGUGGUUCGCUCGUUUCGAUUGCUGCGGCUGAUGCGGGCGCUACGCCUGCUGAAGCAGUUUCGAACCGUUUGGCGCCUUGUGAGCGGUCUUCUCACAUCGGCAAACGCCAUGCUAUCGACGCUAGUGCUGGUGAUACUGACCCUGUACAUCGCGGCCUGCCUUGGCAUUGAAGUCAUCACCAAGGACGCCAGCCUCUCCCAGACGGAAGAAACAGCAGGCAUCGUGAGCCAGUAUUUCGGGUCUUUGUUCAUGACCCUCCUGACGCUCUCCUCUUUCGUGACCCUCGACUCGGUUGCGCCCAUCUACUCGCCGCUCAUUACCGAAAAGCCGAGCCUCACACUGUACUUCUUCUUCAUCGUGCUCUUCGUCUCGGUUGCAUUGAUGAAUUUGGUGACUGCUGUACUGGUGGAAGGGGCACUUGCCAAUGCGUCCGCUGACAAAGAGUUGGAGAAGCUUGAUUUGAGAGAGAAGUUGCAGAAUGAGAUGCCAAGGCUGCUGGCAGUCUUCGGCGAGAUUGACAGAGAUGGUUCUGGGACGCUGACGAUGGAAGAGAUGUCCCUCGUGCCCAUUGACAUCAUCCCAGAGGAGCUGCGUGCCAAAAGUAACAUCUCCACCAUGCACGACGUUUUCGAGAUGCUGGAUGUCGAUGGCGGUGGAGAGUUGACGCGCGAGGAGUUUGUGGAUGGCCUCCUCAACUUGUUCCUCCACGACGUGCCGGCCACCUCCGUGCAGACCCUGCGCCUUUUAAGGUCCGUUGACAACAAAGUCAACGUGCUGGCGGAUCAAGUUCGCCAGCUCCAAUACCCUGGCCGCGGCCUACACCGACGCCAAAUUUCGAUAGUAAGCAGCCGGUCUGACUCCACGGACUUGCACCUGGGAAGCGCAUGA